Molecule: messenger RNA, 4913 nt
Organism: Brassicogethes aeneus
Lineage: Eukaryota; Metazoa; Arthropoda; Insecta; Coleoptera; Nitidulidae
Source: the annotation of a GenBank genome assembly
AGGAAACGUCAGUGUCGAAGGAAAUAAGCAACUUUUUAUACAAAUGUAUCAUUUAUAGUUUUAAUUAGUUCAAUAUUAAUUUAUUACUGUGCUGUGAGUGAUUUGAGUGAGGAAAAUGUCGGGCGAGCGUGAAAUACCGGCCGAGGACAGUAUUAAAGUCGUGUGUAGGUUUCGGCCCUUAAAUGAUUCAGAAGAAAAGGCUGGUUCGAAAUUCGUAGUCAAAUUUCCUCAAGGUGCCGAUGAAAAUUGCAUUUCUAUUGCGGGCAAAGUAUACUUGUUCGACAAAGUAUUCAAACCAAAUGCGACGCAAGAAAAGGUUUACAACGAGGCGGCCAAGAGCAUCGUGUCGGACGUCUUGGCCGGCUACAACGGCACGAUAUUCGCCUACGGUCAAACGUCGUCCGGUAAAACGCAUACCAUGGAGGGCGUAAUAGGGGAUCCCCACAAGCAGGGCAUCAUACCUAGGAUCGUCAACGACAUCUUCAAUCACAUUUACGCGAUGGAAGAGAACCUGGAGUUCCACAUCAAAGUUUCCUAUUUCGAAAUUUACAUGGACAAAAUUCGGGACUUGCUGGACGUCUCCAAGAUAAACCUCAGCGUGCACGAGGACAAAAACAGAGUGCCGUACGUGAAGGGCGCGACGGAGAGGUUCGUCUCCAGUCCCGAGGAGGUGUUCGAGUCCAUAGAAGAAGGCAAAUCCAACAGACACAUAGCCGUGACGAACAUGAACGAGCAUUCGUCCCGAUCGCAUUCAGUAUUUUUGAUCAACGUCAAACAAGAAAACCUAGAAAAUCAGAAGAAACUGUCCGGAAAACUGUAUCUCGUCGAUUUGGCCGGUUCGGAAAAAGUUUCCAAAACUGGAGCUGAGGGUACCGUUCUGGACGAGGCAAAGAACAUCAACAAGUCGUUGUCGGCGCUCGGCAACGUGAUCAGCGCGCUCGCCGACGGCAACAAGACCCACAUCCCCUACCGCGACUCCAAGCUCACGCGCAUCCUCCAGGAAUCCCUGGGAGGCAACGCCCGCACCACCAUCGUGAUCUGCUGCUCGCCGGCCAGCUUCAACGAGAGCGAGACCAAAUCAACUUUGGACUUCGGCAAGCGAGCCAAGACCGUGAAGAACGUCGUGUGCGUGAACGAGGAGCUCACCGCCGAGGAAUGGAAGAGACGGUACGAGAAGGAGAAGGAGAAGGUGGCGAGGCUCAAGGGGAAGGUGGAGAAGUUGGAGGCCGAGCUGGCUCGCUGGAGGAGCGGCGAGACCGUCAGGCCCGACGAACAGGUAAACUUCAACGAGGUAUCCGAGGCGGUCACCCCGGUGUCAGCCGCAAUGGAAGAGAGCAUCAUCGAAGCGCCAAAGUCGGGCCCGAUGCCGGCCACGCCAGCUCUGAUGAUCGGCUCCACGUUGGGCGUGGAAGAAAGGCAAAAGCUGGAGCUGGAGCGCGAGAAGCUCUACCAGCAGCUGGACGAGAAGGACGAGGAGAUCAACCAGCAGAGUCAGUACGUGGAAAAGCUGAAGGAACAGAUGCUGGAGCAGGACGAGUUGAUCGCGGCCACGCGUAGAGAUUACGAGGCGUUGCAGGCGGAGAUGAACAGGAUACAGCAGGAGAACGAGAGCGCCAAAGAGGAGGUCAAGGAGGUCCUGCAGGCCUUGGAAGAGCUGGCCGUGAACUACGACCAAAAGUCGCAGGAGGUCGACGCCAAGAACAAGGAAAUGGAGUCCCUCUCGGAAGAGUUGAUGCAGAAGCAAGCCACUUUGAACACCACCACCACGGAGCUGCAACAGCUGAGGGACGUUAGCAGUCACCAGAAGAAACGAAUCGCCGAGAUGCUGAGCAACCUGCUGAAGGAGUUGGGCGAGAUCGGUACCACUCUGGGGAGCGAGAGCAGCGAGAUCAAAAUUUCGAACGACGCGGCGAAACUGGAGGAGGAGUUCACCGUGGCGCGGCUCUACAUCUCGCGCAUGAAGAGCGAGGUGACUAACCUGUCGCAGCGGCUGCAGGACAUCGAGAACAAGGAGCAGGACAGCAACCGCAAGGUGACCGAGUACGAGAAGGAGCUGGGCGAGUGCAAGCUGCUCAUCUCGCAGCACGAGGCGCGCGUCAAGAGCCUGCAGGAGUCGAUCCGCGAGGCGGAGAACAAGAAGCGCGCCUUGGAGGAGAACGUGGACGCGCUGAGGGAGGAGUGCGCCAAGCUGAAGGCGGCCGAGCAGGUGUCGGGCGCCAGCGAGAGCGAGAAGAAGGAGGCCAACGAGCUGCGCGUCGCUUUGGAGCAGCAGAUGGACCAGCUUACCGUCGCUCAUCAGAAACAGGUGGCCGCCCUUAGGGACGAGAUCGCCGAGAAGCAACAACUCAUCAACGAUAUUAAAGAUUCCAACCAAAAGUUGUCGCUGGCCCAGCAGCAGUUGCAGAGCGAUUACGAGAAAGUGAAGUCGGAAGAGACGGAAAAGUCCCACAAGCUGCAGGAAUUGAUAGCCACCAAUGAGAGGAGGGAACAGGCCAGAAAAGACCUCAAAGGACUCGAGGACACCGUUUCCAAGGAACUGCAAACUUUGCAUAACCUUCGCAAACUUUUCGUACAAGAUUUACAGGCGCGUAUGAAGAAGAACCUGUCCUCGGAGGAUGUGGACGAAGACGGCGGUUCUCUGGCGCAGAAGCAGAAGAUAUCGUUCCUCGAGAACAACCUCGAUCAGCUGACCAAAGUGCACAAGCAGCUGGUGCGCGACAACGCCGACCUGCGCUGCGAGCUGCCCAAGCUCGAGAAACGUCUGCGCGCCACCAUGGAGCGCGUCAAGGCCUUGGAAACGGCGCUCAAGGACGCCAAGGAGGGCGCCAUGCGCGACAGGAAAAGGUACCAAUACGAGGUGGAUCGCAUCAAGGAAGCUGUGAGGCAGAAGAACUUGGCGCGAAGAGGUCCUGCGGCCACCAUUGCCAAACCUAUCCGGUCCGGGCAACACCAUGCAGUAAGCAUUACUGGCGGCGUUGCCAUACGCACCGGCGGCACGCCCACCAAGCCAAUGGACGAGUCCAUCAAGCGCAAAUCACUCAUCAUGGAUAAAGAUUGAGCUACCACCAACCAAAUAAGCAGCAGGUGCUUGGAAAGUAUAAUAAGCAAACAAUCAUAAUACCAAAAAUGUUGCUGAUUAUCAUAUUUAUCAACUGAAAGCAAGCACACCCUGUAGAACAACACCAAAACUUAUUCUACCAGGUGGCGCUUGCCUAAAAUUUAAUGUGCUUACAAGCUUAGUUAUUUAUAGAUUUAAGGUGCACUUAAAAAUGAAAUAAACAAAUCAGAGCAAAUUGUUUCUUGAUCUUAAGGAUUUUGUUUACCGGGUUUUGCAGUAAGCAUUCAAUAAAAAAUACAUGAUUUUCAUCGUUCGUUUUUGUAUUGCUUGCUUGCGGCAUUUUUUUCUUCAUAUUGUAGGGCAUUGCAAGGAAUAAUUUGUUAGUCUUUACAUGCUGUAAUUAUUGUUAUUCCCGUAUAAUUUAAAUCGAAUUGCCUUAAAAUGCAUUACACUUUAACAAGUUGAUAUCAUUGUAAAGUAAUUGGUGAAAUAAUUGUGUUAAUAAUUUAUUUUAUUUUAAAUAAAUCUUGGGAUUUACAACGUGUAAUUCUUAUUCAAUAAAUGGUACUAAUAAAAGAUUUCAAGUUGACCUAUAGAAAUAAGUAGCAUGUUUCUAUUUUUUUUAUUAUUUAAUUGAUUUACAAUUCCUGGCCAAUUUGUUGGGAAUUUGUAAAAUGGUCAAUAUCUUCUCACAAAAAUGCAUUUUUGAACUAUAAAACUGAUUGUAUAAAACGCUUUUAUGGACAUUUAAUUGAUAUUUAAAAAACUACAUUUUUUGCCCUAAAACUCAUUUUUGCAGAAAAACUAUUACAACAAGGUUAUAUAUCUAAAUAUGUUGUAAUCAGAGUUUUAUUGCAAAAAUCCCAAAAAGUAAUUUUUCUUGAAAACGCUAUUAACGCAAUUCUACCCAGUUGUGAUUAAAAACGCACUUUUGUGAGAAGAUAUCGAUCUGUGAGCAAGUCUUAUAAAUUGACCAGGGCCUGUAGUUAAAUUGUAGUUAUUUUUUAAUAUAUCUGAGAUAUUUGUACAGCAAGAUCAUAUUUUUUAAAUUAUUCUUUUAACUUAUAUAUUAAGUGAUUUUGUAUAAAAACAUUGUUUUGAGUUUGAUUGCUUUAUUAAAUACUUAUUUUUUUUAUCCAAUUGUAUUUCCUUUAGUUUGGUUCGGAACACUGGCUUGACUGGGGCAAGCUUAAGUCUGUCUGAACUUUUUGGAGCCUAGAUUAAAAAUCCCUAAAAAUUGGCAUUAAGCAAUGUAGUUCAAUUUACCUAAAUAAAUAAUAAUUUAAACAUAUUAUAUAUAAUGUGUUUGCUUUACUAGCAAGGAUGGAUGUUAUCUUUUUUAGUGUUUUUUAAUCGAUUACUAUUUGCACAACCAUACAACUGUGCAAUACACUGUUUAAAAUUUGUUGUGAUACAAAGUGUGGUUUCCUAUUAUUUUUUAUACUUUUGAUUAGAAUUAUCUUCCAUUCUAAUUCAGUUGGCUGUUUUUAAAGAAAAAUGUUCAAUUAAAAAGUUUGGCUGCAACUUACAUUUACUUUUCUAUUGAUUAAAAUAAAACUACAAAUAGGAAAUGUGUUUGUAGGAUUAUUAAAUAGCUGGUAAAUAACCCAAUAAAAAGUAUGUGUUAGUUUUAUUAUGGAAUAUUUUCGGUGGUGCACAAAUUUUAUACUUAUUGCAUUUCAUGUUAUUGAUUUUUACAAUUUUUAACGAAAACAAUUAUUUAGAUACCUUUGUUUCAAAGAAAGCGCUAUUCUGUGUAGUGGUAACAAAUAUUUGAUAGUGGAUGCUUGAGUCAAUGAUGCAAUUUAUUUAUUUAACGAUGAAAUUAUAUUCUAAUAAACUAAUACAAAUUCUA